Stylophora pistillata is the source of this 1478-nucleotide messenger RNA. Its product is annotated as organic cation/carnitine transporter 2. NCBI's taxonomy places the organism in Eukaryota, Metazoa, Cnidaria, Anthozoa, Scleractinia, Pocilloporidae. Gene Ontology annotation, biological process: transmembrane transport. Gene Ontology annotation, cellular component: membrane. Gene Ontology annotation, molecular function: transmembrane transporter activity. The record is from RefSeq and is a predicted model, not a curated record.
UUAUCUGGUCGAUAUCAGGUUGUAGACGCGUGAAACGACUUAUCAGAUAGUCGCCCCAGAAUAACAUCAUUUAGGGUGGCAAACAAACAUUUAUCUUUCAGCUCAAAACAGGGAUGUCGAAGUCAAAAUCGAAGGACGGGGCAUUCAGCCGAAUUUACAAAAAAACUGAAUUCGAUGAGCUACUGAUUAAACUUGGCGGAUGGUCAAGAUUUCAGCAAAUUCAGUGGGUGCUUAUAUUCCUUGCCACUAUCCCACAGGCCUGGUAUACAUAUGCUCCAGCAUUUGCUGCCCGUAAGCCAAAAGAUCGCGACUUCUUUUGCCUAGACAACGCAGAUAUUCGAGGAAAGGACUUUUGUGCGGCUUGGGAAAACAGUACAGUUUGUCGGAAAGUUGGAUAUGAAGUGACAUUUUCGUCCAUCGUUACAGAGUGGGAUAUUUUGUGCGAUGACGCCAAAAAGUACGUUCCACUUACAAAGACUAUCUUUUAUGCGGGUAAGCUGUUUGGCGCUUAUUUCUUCGGCUGGGUGUCUGACAGGUAUGGACGCCGUACAACUUUCCUUAUCACCAUGCUGGUGCAGUUUAUCGCCUCUCUGAUUGAGAGUUUCUCCACCAACUUCAUUAUGUAUGUCAUCCUGAGGGUUCCCCUUGGGGUCUGCAGUGGAGGCUGUCUGAUAGCAGGCUUUCUGCUGAUGACUGAGAUGGCCACACCCGAGUGGAGACGUUGGGCGAACUGUUUAUCACAAGGAGCCUAUGGAGUUGGGAUUGCUGUGCAAGCUUUGAUUGCGUAUUUUGUCAGAGGCUGGAAACCGUUCAGUUUGGUUAUAACGCUUCUAAAUGUGCCUUUCAUCGCGUUUUACUGGUUAAUUCCUGAGUCUCCUCGUUGGCUUUCCGCUAGAGGAAGAGUCAAGGAAGCAGAAGAGAUCUUGCGUAAGAUCGCAAGGAAGAAUGGAUUCGAGUAUCCUGAGGGAGCAAUACAAAACAUGCAAGAUCCAAGCAAGGAGAGUGAACAAACGAUGACAUAUCACUUUUGGCAUCUGUUUAGCACCCGAUACUUGGUGAUAAUCACUUUGGUUGAAGGGUGGUCUUGGUUAGUUAAAACGGAUACUGAUUGCAUCUCACUUACUUUUCUCUUGAAAAGUGUGACAAGUAUUGGGGAAAGAGUCUGUGUAGGAGAUCGUUUGAAUCAUGGGAUUGAUUUAUAAGGAGUGAAAACAGCGAAAACUUUGCCGAAUCAAAAGUAUUACUACUUUUAUAAUUUGUUUUAAUCUUAACGAUUAUGUCAAGUUGUACAAGGUCAUGUCUCGCGGUUUACUUAUUUACUUGGUUUAGCGAUUUAUCAUCGAUUGAUUAAUAAAUUCAUUAAUUUUCCUAUCAACAUGUGAGUAAUUUAUACAGCCAAUAUUAUAUCUAACAAUUAGUAUAUACUAAAACAGUGGAUAGCGUUGAAGGCGCGCUCUGAUUGGCUAGUCAAACUCCGA